Molecule: messenger RNA, 909 nt
Organism: Talaromyces marneffei
Lineage: Eukaryota; Fungi; Ascomycota; Eurotiomycetes; Eurotiales; Trichocomaceae
Exons: 3
Coding region: 1-909 (302 amino acids)
Biological process (GO): 'de novo' IMP biosynthetic process
Cellular component (GO): cytoplasm
Molecular function (GO): phosphoribosylaminoimidazolesuccinocarboxamide synthase activity
Source: RefSeq, a predicted model, not a curated record
AUGGCUGAAGCACUCACCCAGACCGACCUUCAGGGUGCACUGAAACUCAUUGCACGUGGAAAAGUCCGGGAUCUGUACGAAAUUGAUGACAAGACAUUGCUCUUUAUUGCAACUGAUCGUAUCUCCGCAUACGAUGUGAUUAUGGAGAAUGGAAUCCCUAACAAGGGCAAACUCCUAACCCUCUGCACAAAAGCAUGGUUCCAGAUCCUCCAGGACAAAAUCCCCGGACUCCGCACCCACCUAAUCACCCUCGAUCUCCCCCCUCAAGUCCCCGAAUCCCAGCGUGCAGCUCUACAAAACCGAAGCAUGCAAGUACGCAAGUACGAAAUUUUCAAAAUCGAGGCUAUCGUUCGCGGGUACAUUACCGGAUCCGCAUGGAAGGAGUACCAGACAUCCGGUACCGUCCACAGAAUCAAGAUUGCGCCUGGUCUAAAGGAGAGCCAGGCUUUCCCCGACGGACCUAUCUACACGCCUAGCACAAAGGCAGAGUUGGGGGCUCAUGACGAGAACAUCCACCCCGAUCAAGCUGCCGAAAUUGUUGGCUCCAAAUACGCCCCCAAGAUCGCCAAACUUGCGCUCGAGCUCUACAAAGUGGCCCACGACUACGCCUACGAGCGUGGCUUGAUCAUUGCAGACACAAAGUUCGAAUUCGGCCUCGACCGCUCAACCGACGAAAUCGUUCUCGUCGACGAAGUUCUCACCCCAGACUCUUCGCGGUUCUGGCCCAAGGAUCGCUACGUAAUUGGACAGGGACAGGACAGCUUCGACAAGCAAUACCUGCGGGACUGGCUGACUAGUCAGGGACUCAAGGGCAAGGAAGGAGUCAAGAUGACUGAGGAAGUGGUGCGCAAGACGGCGGAGAAGUAUAGGGAGGCUUGGGAGAUUAUUACUGGUGGUGGGGAGCUAUAG